This is a messenger RNA of Lonchura striata (white-rumped munia), 996 nucleotides long. NCBI's taxonomy places the organism in Eukaryota, Metazoa, Chordata, Aves, Passeriformes, Estrildidae. The record is from RefSeq and is a predicted model, not a curated record.
AUGGCGCAGCCCGCCGAGCCUCAGCCGCCGGUCGUUCCCUCCUGCCCGCUGCCCGGCAAGAUCUGCGAUGUGGCCCGCAGCGAGAGGCCUCGCUCCUGCUGCGGCAUGGCCAUGGCCGGCUUGCGCACCGCCAAGUACCAGCUGCCCGAGUGGCACCGCCGCAACGCGGGCGUCUGCUGCGAGGCGCUGAGGGCGGGCGAGCGGGCGGAGCGCGGCCGCGCCGAGGCCGCGCAGCUGGUCAAACAUGCGGCCGCCAGCGCGCAGCGAGCCCAGCAGCGCUCCAAAGCCACGCUGGGCCAGCGCCUGCAGGACGUGCACUUCUGGAGGAUGGAGCUGCAGAAGGAGAUCAUGGAGCUGGACGCCGAGACCAAGCUGCUGGCCGCUCAGAAGCUGCGGCUGGAGCGGGCGCUGGAUGCCACCGAGGUGCCCUACGCGGUGGUGGUGGAUAACCUGGACUGCCGGGAGCGGAGACAGCCCCCGGACCUGGUGAUCGAUGAGGUGGAGAGGCAGCUGCUGAAGGAAGCGGAUCUGAUCCGGGAUAUCCGGGAUCUUCUGAAAAGAACCAUCAUCCAAGCCGCCACCCAGAUAAGGUACGCCUCCACACCCAAAUCCUGGGCCGAGUUCAGCCACGACAACAUUUCCAGGGCGGAGCAGGAGAAGCUGGCGUCGGUGCAGCUGCGCUCGCUGAUCAACAGCGUCAUCCGCGACGCGUCCGAGGACCUGCGCGUGCAGCGCGCCGCCACCGCCGAGGCCUUCAGCGCGCGCUGCAGGGAGCUGGACGAGGCCAAGCUGCGCCUGGAGCAGCGCCUGGGGCAGAUCCUGAAGGAUAUUGGGGAGGAGGAAGCCAACAUUGCAAACCUGAAAAAAGCCAUCAAGGAGAAGGAAGCUCACCUGAAGGUGGCUCACACCAGGCUCUACGACCGAUCCUUCCGGCCCAACGUCGAGCUCUGCAGGGAUGAGCCCCAGUUCAGGUCACUCAACCAACCCCAAUUUUAA